Messenger RNA from Ananas comosus (pineapple), 1623 nucleotides. Its product is annotated as tyrosyl-DNA phosphodiesterase 2-like. Gene Ontology annotation, molecular function: 5'-tyrosyl-DNA phosphodiesterase activity; single-stranded DNA binding. Gene Ontology annotation, biological process: double-strand break repair. The record is from RefSeq and is a predicted model, not a curated record. Gene Ontology annotation, cellular component: PML body; cytoplasm. The coding region runs from base 173 to 1471 and encodes 432 amino acids. NCBI's taxonomy places the organism in Eukaryota, Viridiplantae, Streptophyta, Magnoliopsida, Poales, Bromeliaceae. The transcript is spliced from 5 exons.
CCAAAUUAAGCUAGCUUUGACUAUUGCUUCGUGCUCAAGUAGUACGCCUGUGUGUAUAUAGUUCAGUUCUCUUGUUGCUUAAUUGCGGAGCUUUUCUCAAAGAGAAAAAAUAAAAGCCAGAGCUAUAUAUAUCCAGGUGAGAAGAGAGAGAGAGAGAGAGAGAGAGAGAGAGAUGGGCAAUUCUGCGAGCUCUUCCCAGCUCCCGGCCGGAGCCGACGGCCGGCGUGGUGUCGCUCGGAGCAGUAAAUCCGAAGAAGAAAACGAUGCGGCUUCGUCGUCGGUGGCUGUCAGAGCGGCCGUGAAGGUCGGCACGGCGGUGGCCAGGGCUGUCCUGAUGGUGUGCGGCGCCUGCAGCUCCGCAAAUUCUCUGAGAUCGGAGCAUCCGAUCGAGGAUGAUCGCCACCGCCGUGACAUGCUCGGCACGGCCGGCACGAUAGGAGUGGAAGAAAUAUUUGGUGGUGGACGAAAAGACAUAGCAGCUUUGACUGUUGCUGAGGAUCGUUUCUAUCAGCUUGGUGGCGAGGGGCGUGGCAUAGGUGGGGGAUACAGUAGGGGCAGCGGAGGUGACGAUAUUGGCGACACAACAGAAGAGGAUGGCAUAGGAGGAGGAGUCGGCGGCAGCAGUCGAGAUAGCGGCAUGACGGAGUGGGAUGGCAUAGAAAAAGAAGGGGGUGGCAUAGAAAAAGAAGGGGAUGGCAUAGAAAAUAGAGGAUUUUUUUUUUCAGUGAAAAAUUACCAGAAGAGUGCUCCAAGAAUCAUAACAUUCAUGACUUAUAAUGUUUGGAAACAAGAAGGGAAGAAUUUGCAAGAAAGGAUAAAAAAAAUUGGCAGUCUUGUAGAAAAGCAUUCCCCGGAUGUAAUUUUCUUUCAGGAAGUUACCCCUAACAUUAAUCGAAUGUUUCGAACUUUUGGCUGGUGGGAUGACUACAAUUGCUCAGAUUCAUCAGAGAAUGCUAUUGAAGGAGAUUUUUGCAUAGUGUUGAGCAAGUUCCCUAUCAAAGCAAAAAGAUGCGUAAGCUCGAUAGCGAGGAAACUCCCUGGAUGCGAGCUGAAUGUUGGCAUUGGCAGGAGAUUAUACGUCGCCAAUGGACACCUAAAAAGGCCCAAUCGUCCUGGAAUGCACUGCGAGAUACGUAAAACUCAAGCGAAGGAAGCGGUGAAAUUGCUCAACUGCUCACGAAAUGCUGUUUUCGGCGGCGACAUGAACUGGGAUGAGCAUAGAGAUGGCCAAUUUCCUCUCCCUAAACGAUGGGUUGAUGCUUGGACUCGUCUGAAACCUAACAACAAUGGAUGGACGUACGAUACCAAGUCGAACAAAUCAUUGAAAGGUCGAAAACUACUGCAGAAAAGGUUGGAUCGGUUCGUGUGCAAACUGAGGGACUUCACGUUGAAAGACAUCAAAAUAAUCGGGAACGAUGCAGAACCGCCUAGCGAUCACUACGGAUUGUUGUUGACUAUAUGCUAUAAGUAGCUACUGGAGUACUCUCUUAAGCAAGGUCAAGUACUCUAUCAAUAUUAAUAGCUGGUGUGCCUAUUUAUGUUUGCCUUUAAGAUAGAAAGAACUUUCUCCUUUUACUUUGCGGUUGCUUAAUCUAGUACGCAAAGAGUGACGAUAAGGUUAUG